AUGACAAUAUCUUCACCAAGUGUCAGUAAACAAAAACUUUUUUUGCUCUACUGCCGGCAUUUUUGCGUCUCUUCCUUGUUCUUUUAUUUUCAAUUUCUAUGCAUUUUGAUUAAAUUAAAAAUGUUUAUUAAAAUAAUUAUAGUUGCUUUAUUAAUUAAUAGUAUCCAUAGUGAAGAUGUUGAUCCCUCCGGAUAUCUUAUGUACUGCCCCUGCAUGGGUCGCUUUGGAAACCAAGCUGAUCACUUCCUUGGAGCUCUAGCCUUUUCCAAAGCUCUAAAUCGAACAUUAGUCCUCCCGCCAUGGGUUGAAUAUCGUAAAGGAGGUUUACGCUCAGUCCAGGUACCAUUUGACGAAUAUUUCCAAGUGGAACCAUUGCAAAAGUACCACAGAGUAAUUCUCAUGCAUGAUUUCAUGAACAAUCUAUCUGACAAACUCUGGCCAGAAAGCGAACGCACUUCUUUCUGCUACAUUGAACGACAGAGUUUAAACAAACAGAAUACAAAGAAAGAUUGCCAUGCCAAAGAUGGUAAUCCUUUUGGUCCGUUUUGGGACACUUUCAAUAUUGAUUUUACGAAAUCCGAAUUUUUCGGUCCACUUCACUUUGAUGUGCAUCACAGUGAUAUUGCUGCCAAGUGGGCAGAUAAGUAUAAUCCAGAACAGUGGCCAGUUCUUGCUUUUACAGGUACUCCAGCUAGUUUUCCAGUUCAGAUAGAAAACAGAGAAUUGCAUAAGUACCUUGUAUGGAAUACAAAGUAUCGUAAUAUGGCUAAGGAAUUCAUAAAAACUGAACUUCCUAAAGGAGCCUUCAUAGGAAUUCAUUUGAGAAAUGGUAUUGAUUGGGUACGAGCUUGCGAACAUAUCAAAAACAGUCAGCAUUUGUUUGCUUCGCCUCAAUGUUUGGGCUAUAACAAUGAAAAAGGUGAACUCUUUCCUGAACUCUGUAUGCCACCGAAAGAGGCCAUCAUCAAACAACUCAAAAGACUCAUAAAAACUGUGAAACAAACUCACAAGAAUAACGAAGUGAGAUCUAUAUUUGUCGCUUCAGAUAGCAAUCAUAUGAUUUCGGAACUAAAUACAGCACUUGCUAGGAUGAAUAUCACCGCUCAUAAGGUUCCAAGCGAUAAUCCACAUUUGGAUUUGGCUAUAUUGGGAUUGUCUAAUCAUUUUAUUGGUAAUUGCAUCUCAUCGUAUUCGGCAUUUGUGAAGAGAGAACGUGAUGUUAUGGGUUUUCCAUCGUAUUUCUGGGCAUUCCCCAAAGAAAAGGAACGUCAUCAUACAAUUAAGCAUGAAGAAUUGUAGAUUUUAGAUUGGAAAAUUAUUGCGUUCCAUUUGGGUAUCAAGGACAUCUUACUGCAUCGAGUAGUUUUGUAUCGAUAGUCCAAUUAACGGAACUAUUUUUAGAUUCUCAUUAUCAGGAAUAUAGAUUUAAUUUUAUGAAUUUACUAGACGUAGUCGAUUGGUAGUAUUAAGA
Messenger RNA from Episyrphus balteatus (marmalade hoverfly), 1471 nucleotides. Its product is annotated as GDP-fucose protein O-fucosyltransferase 1. The record is from RefSeq and is a predicted model, not a curated record. The transcript is spliced from 2 exons. Gene Ontology annotation, molecular function: peptide-O-fucosyltransferase activity. NCBI's taxonomy places the organism in Eukaryota, Metazoa, Arthropoda, Insecta, Diptera, Syrphidae. Bases 1 to 1299 code for a protein of 432 amino acids. Gene Ontology annotation, biological process: protein O-linked glycosylation via fucose; Notch signaling pathway.